Molecule: messenger RNA, 1054 nt
Organism: Durusdinium trenchii
Lineage: Eukaryota; Dinophyceae; Suessiales; Symbiodiniaceae
Source: the annotation of a GenBank genome assembly
UUGCGAUGCCCGGCGCCGAACUCGUUUUGAGUUUCCGAAAGAAACGGUUUUGGGCUUUGGGCUUUAGGUUUUGUAAUUACUGGUGGGGGAGGAAAGAGCACAGCUGUUAGAGGAAAGAACUGCACCAUCUGGAGCCUUAUACCAACAUGCAGCAAUAGGUUUUAGAUGAGGUUUGGAGCUUUUCCAAGUCUGGUACAAGGCAUGUAGGUGGCAUUUGGACCAUGGAAUCUUCGACCUGCCGGCUUGUAGCACGUGCCACCUCGGGUGACCUCCUUCGGUUCAGGAAAUCGCUACAACGACGUCGUCUACGAGGAGCUGGAUGACCUCGACUUGAGCCCCUUCCGCUCCUUGGCCGUGCUGCGUUUUCCGGUCCAUUGGGUGCCCCAGGUGGGUCAACUGCGGGACCAUGUGCUUCGCCUGGGUUCCACGCAGCACUUGGCCAUGCAGUUCGCGUUGGAAGAGCACGGUGGCUUUCUGGGUAUUGCAGUGGACAUCCCUCAGGCCCAAUAUUUGCCACGAGGCUGUGUGGGUGCCGAGGUGCUCCGCUUGACUGUGGAGGAGGAUGCCGUCCAUGUGACCUUGCGUGGGGUCAGCAUGCUCCGGAUCAUUGAUCGCGUGGCCAUGCCAAACAAGGAUGGUGUCGUGCGACCCCUGAUGCAAGAGGUCUUGGAACAUACGGAGCUGGAACAGAGCGAGGGCCUGGAAGUCUUGCUGAAAGAGACCAAGGAGGUGGAACGGCUCUUUGAUCACUGCGGCCAGAUUCAGAAGGAGACGGGGAUCUUCGCAGCGGGAGACUUGUCCAAGAGCACGUUGCUCAGCUUGGCACAGACGGCCUCGGAGAACUUGAAGGAUGUGAAUCUCUGUGGUGUGCGCCACAGCGAGCAGCGAGGCCCUGUAGUGACCAGCCAUGCGGCGGUCUUUGCCUUCAGCGCGCAGAAGAAGGCCGACUUCCUCUGCGACCCCUUCAGCGCUUUGCGGCGGCUGCGCACGCUGCGGAAGUUCUUGUGCCUCAUGGACCGGGUGUUGACACCCAAGUUGCGAGUUUCUUAAAAAA